Molecule: messenger RNA, 1602 nt
Organism: Salvia hispanica
Lineage: Eukaryota; Viridiplantae; Streptophyta; Magnoliopsida; Lamiales; Lamiaceae
Source: RefSeq, a predicted model, not a curated record
AUGGAGGAUGAGAGUUUUACUCAUAUGUGUCAUGAACACCCGCUGAGUCUGAUCCCCGACUCGGACCGGAAAGAGAGUUACCGUUACCGGUCAUGGUGUUAUGGUUGUGGGAGAUACUUUUUACCCGGAGAUGCAACCUAUGGAUGCAGCCUCAAGUGUGGAUUUGACUUGUUGUUACACAAAGAAUGCAUGGAAAUGCCGAGAGAGAUUAUGCAUCCUAUCCAUCCCGCACACUCACUUGCAUUGCGUGCUACUUACGGAUUCAAAGAAUGUGCAAUUUGUAAAUGGGAUGGGAAAUGGCACUUAAACUACAGAUGUAGCCAAGGGAGUUGUGAUGGAUUCCUGAUCCAUUUGGGAUGCGCAGGUGGCCUUAACGAUAAGGAUUCAGCGCAGCCAGUAUUGAACCACCCAAGCCAUCCCCAACAUGAGCUACGAUUUUCCAAGAAAACGAGGUGGUGCCCAUUCCCAUGUGAUGCCUGCGGUGCCACUGAGAAAGGGGACUCCUACACCUGCACAAUUUGCGACUACUCCAUACACGAGAGCUGCGCACUCCUUCCUGCGUCUACGGAGUUCCCUCGUCAUCACCCUGCCCACUCUCUGUCCCUCGCCUUUGAUGUUCCAUCUGUGUACAUCGAAUAUCAAUUUGAGUGUGCUAUAUGCAACAAAACCUUGCCAUUGAGACGUUGGGUCUAUCAUUGCAACCUCUGCAGUUAUGUCGUCCAUACCAACUGCGCCAACUCCAUGUUUGAUAAUGAAAAUGCAAAUGCAAUUGAUGACGAGAAAGAGAUAACAACCACCAUUUUUCCAAUAGCAGUAGAUGACAUGUAUGAGGAGAUGAUCAGACCCUUUGUUAAGCGACAAAAAGAGCAAAUUCUCAUCCCUAGUGAUCAUGACAAUCACAACAUUGGUGGCAAUGAUGAAGAUUGCGAUUUCAACAUAGACAUCAAAUGUGCUUCUAUUCCCAACACCAUAAAACAUGCAGCUCACCCACGGCAUAAUCAUCUCAAGCUAGAGCUAGUCACAGAAGAUAAUAUCUGGGCUGAUGUAUGCGCUGGCUGUUUUAAGCUAAUAAGUCCAGUAUGGAGUAUUGUGGGACAAUACAGAUGCAGUGGCUGUAGGUUCAGUGUGUGCGCCAACUGUGUGAUGUUACCAGCAAGAAAUAAGCAUAGAUCGGAGAAGCACUUGUUGUCGUUGACAUAUGAUGCCUAUGUUAACCGUCCUGGUGACUUCUACUGCAGCAGUUGCGAAGAUCAAAUGAUCAAUCCUAGGAUGUGGAUGUAUCAUUGCCGAGACUGCGAUCAAUCCUUUCAUCCUGGAUGCUUUCCUGCUACAUCGGGUCAGUACAAAAACAUCAACUUUGGAACACAGCAGUAUGUGAUCUCCAGUUCUCAUGACCCUCACCACCGUCUUAGAUUUCAAAUCAUAACUAAGAAGAAGAGAUGUGAUCUAUGCCAUCAUGAUAGUUAUCGGAUCUCUGAUUGGCGCACAUAUUAUCAUAAGUCUGGAUUGUAUGAUGGGGCUGGAUUUCAAUGUGAGUCAUGCUUCUUUGUCGCAUGUAUACCAUGUGGUGUGAAACACAUUGAGGAUGCACAUGCCAUCUGA